AUGGGAGCCUUCGGUGACGUUUGGCAAGUGAUGAAGAUCUACUGGUCGCUGUUGUUGGGUAAUGUUUUGGAAUGGUACGAAUUCGCGGUCGAUGGUUUCUUGGCACCCUAUUUCCAGAGCAACUUCUUCGCGGGUUCCGCCAUCAGCACCUGGUUGGGCUUCGCAUCCACCUUCCUGGCGCGGCCCUUCGGGGGCAUUGUUUUGGGAGUGCUUGGAGACCUCUUUGGACGGAAGGUCUCUACAUUUCUGUCCAUCUUCGGAAUGUUGAUCGGAACUGUAGGACAAGGGCUGGUUCCAACCUCUCACAGUGGUCCAAUCGCAGGGACCAUUGGUGUAGUACUACUUGUUGCACUCCGCAUUUUGCAAGGCAUCUGUACUGGUGGAGAAAUAGCGGCCGUGUCCACCUACAUCACGGAAGUUGGGCCGAAACGAUCACUGGCCAGAUCCAUGGUUCUCAUCGGCAUCACCUGCAACGUGGGCUUCUUGCUGGCUCAGUUUGCAAGCUAUGCAGCGUUGAAGAUUCUAGGGGAAGAGACCAUGGUCAGUUGGGGCUGGCGGAUUCCUUUCUUUUUGGCGCUUCUUCCAGGGGUCAUUGCUGCAUCUGGUAGGAGAUGCAUACCGGAAAGCCGCAGUUUCCUGGAGGCGCAAGCGAAUACUGCGGAGACUCAGGCGGGAGCUCCUCGUUCUGCACUUCGAGACGCUGCCAGCAAGAUCAAGUCACUUUUCAGGUUUCACCGACCUGCGCUUUUAGUUGGUAUCAUGUCAGUUGCAGCGAUUGCGGUGUUGCAAUAUGGCGCACUGGCAUGGUGUUAUGUGCUUCUUCGAAAAGAAGGUGCCUCAAGUUCGAGCUUGAUUGCGGCUGGAGUGGUGGCCCGUGGUCUCGCCAUUGUGCUGGCUCCCGUGGCCGGCGCCAUUGCGGAUGUCCAGGGCGUGGCCUGGCUCCAACUCCUUGGAGCUUUAAUGUUGGCCAUUGCAGGCAUCCCAAAUUUCCUGGCCAUGCAAAGCAAUGCUCAGAGCAAUGAAGCAGUGGUUGUCUUCUAUGGAGUUGGUUAUGGCAUCAUAUUGGCCUUCACUGGCAUGGUCUAUUUCUUGUAUGUGGUGGAGUUAUUUCCAGUGGAGAUUCGUAACGUUGGUGUUGGGAUGAGCUACAACAUUGGCUUCUGCAUCUUUGGCGGCUUCGCUCCCCUGAUCUGUGAAGCUUCGCAUGAUGUGGCCCCAUGGGCUCCGGGCUGCUUUUUUUCGGUGGCUGGAGUGAUCACCGCCUCAACUGUGCUGCUGAGCUUGCGCCUCCAAAGUCGAGGGGUUCUUUGCUUGGCACACAUCAGAGCAGAUCCAUACUUCGAAGCUUCUUCCUGCAAGUCAAAGGUGACACGCGACUCUGCAAAAGACCAGUCCGUGAAGAAAGGAGGAGAGGAAGAUGCACAGGCCACAGAACAGGCCAAGUGCAAGAAAGGAGAACUGACAGAAAUGACAGAGGAGAAUUUUCAAACAGUACUAUAG
Messenger RNA from Cladocopium goreaui, 1500 nucleotides. The record is from the annotation of a GenBank genome assembly. NCBI's taxonomy places the organism in Eukaryota, Dinophyceae, Suessiales, Symbiodiniaceae.